This is a messenger RNA of Xyrichtys novacula (pearly razorfish), 1983 nucleotides long. NCBI's taxonomy places the organism in Eukaryota, Metazoa, Chordata, Actinopteri, Labriformes, Labridae. The record is from the annotation of a GenBank genome assembly.
CCAGCUAGCAUCAACAGUGGCUAAGGUCCUCAUCAAUGAUUGGUUCUGCAUGUUUGGUGUACCGGGGCGUAUUCACUCCGACCAAGGCAGAAACUUUGAGAGCCACCUCAUCCAACAACUCUGCAGCAUGUAUGGGAUAGAGAAGAGUCACACCACCCCCUAUCAUCCAGCUGGUAAUGGACAAUGUGAACGUUUCAAUCGUACACUACACAACCUCCUACGCACCUUACCAGUAACCAAGAAAAGGGAUUGGGCCAGCUACCUACCUCAGGUGACCUUUUCCUACAACACCACACCACAUCAAUCCACCGGUGAGUCCCCAUAUUUUCUAAUGUUUGGACAAGACCCUCACUUACCUGUAGAUUUCCUUCUGGGCAGAGUUCCUGAACCCACAGCUGGCAGCACUCACGCCUGGAUCACAGAGCAUCAAACCCGACUCCGACAUGCAUUUGAGGCAGCUAGACAGCAUCUGGAGGCAGCAGCUGAAAAGCGUAAGCAGAACUACGACCGACAUGUGAAGGAUGCUCCCCUACAAGAAGGCAAGCUUGUUUUCCUGAAGGAUGUGGGAGCAAGGGGGCGGCACAAGAUCCAAGACAUCUGGGGCCCAAUACUCUACAAAGUACUUAAGGCUCCAGCCGCUGGAGGAUCAGUGUACACCAUCGCUCCUGCUGACAACCUCGACCAGGUGAAGCAUGUCCACCGCUGCCUGCUGAGAGGUAAAGUGGAUAGUGUGACCGACUGCAACCCACCAGAGACCCCCCAAGUGGCUGAACCUCCUCCCCAGAAUGAAGCUUCAGCAGAUGGUGAAUGGUUUGUUGUGAUUCCUGAGGUAACCCCAGCAACAAAUCAACCUUUACCAACUCGGGCCCCCUUAGCAGCUCCCACAGAAGAUGCUGUACCACCACCUGCUCCUCAAGACCCUCAGCAGCAGUUGGAGGAGACAAACCCUAUAGCUCACAGUGGAGCAUCCCAGCGCAGGACCCCUCGCACAAAUGCUGGCCAACACCCGAACCCACAUCACCUCCCUCAGGCAGCACAGAGUAGGGCAAUAGGGGCUACGAACUCUCACACUCCCGGGCAUACUGCCUUUGUCUUUAGGCCAUGGCAGUAAGAGUAAAUCGUCGGGUCGCCGAUUCAAAACCCAGGGGCAGAUUGUGGCAGGCAGCACCUUGCUGCUAUUGAAUGCAGCUCUCCCUCCUCCUCUAACCCCUCCCUUCCCCUAAUCAGGUCAGCUGAACAAAAGGCAGCAGCUCACCUGCAGUCGGCCUUCUGAUCUGCUCAGAGUGCUGGUGAGUAGGGUGGCUGGUAACUUUUUAAUCUUUAGAGUUUUAUGAUUGCUUUUAACAGCAUGUCCUUUUUGUUUGUAGGUGGUAGACCUGCUGCUGUUUUGUUGCCCCCAUUAAUUGUAGUUAUUUUGCCUGUUACUUUGAUUGUUUCUGCCCUUUUGAUUGGUUUCCCCCCUUACUUGGUUUGUUUCUACUUCUAAGUUUGGUUGUUUUACACAGUUACUCCCCCAUUAGUUUGCAUUCUGUUCUUAGUUACCCUUAGUUGCUUUUCUCCUUAGUAAUUCUAGUUUUACCAACUGGGUUCGCUGGUUUGUUUGUUUGUUUCUUUGGUUAAUUCUUUUAUUUUAUUUCAGAGGUUGAGCCCACUAGUUUGGGAGGCUAGGCACCCCGGGUGAGGGCCCUCCACCUUUGCAUGAGUUUGACACCGGGUCACAAGACUACACCGAUUUUGUUUCUUUUGUUGAAGGUUUGCAGUGUGUGUGCUGUGCUUCACUUGGUGAGUAUAAGGGAGCACCCCCCUGCACUUUCCCUCUGUAGUCUGCCUCCCUUCUGGUGGCCUCAGCUUAUCUUAAGUUAACUUAGUUUGGGUUUCUUUGAUUUAGUUUAAGUUGGGGUUAUUGUACUUUUUAACUUUUGUAGAAGGCCUUGUUUUAAAUUUUAUUAUAGAAAUAAAAUUAACUUUCUUGCCCCUUAUCUG